UUUAUUUUUUUUAGCACAUUCUCUCGCAGUCAGUCAAAGCAACGGGCGGAAAAGCAGCGCGGACAACCAGCGUUACAGACCACGGAAUAUAAAUACAUACACACGGCGGACAUUUAAACCCCCCCCGUUUCUCCCGUCGCGUCCAGCCUGCUCGAGAAGGUGAGUCUUCUCCUCUGAACACGCGACUCCACCAACGGAAUACACGUGUUCAGCAUGUCCAGUGAGGUGCAGCCGAGGCCGGACGACAGCCCCAACACCAGUGGGGGAAGCUCGGACGCCGAGCAGAGGGAGGCGGCUCCGCCGGAGCAGCCGGGCCCCGAGCAGCGGGACCAGACACAGCCCAAGAAGAAGGAGGCCAAGAUCUCCAGCAAGACCGCCGCCAAGCUCUCCACCAGCGCCAAGAGAAUCCAGAAAGAGCUAGCAGAGAUAACCUUGGACCCGCCGCCAAAUUGCAGCGCCGGCCCCAAAGGAGACAACAUCUACGAGUGGAGGUCGACCAUCCUGGGGCCCCCGGGCUCCGUGUACGAGGGGGGGGUGUUCUUCCUGGACAUCGCCUUCACACCAGACUACCCCUUCAAACCACCCAAGGUGACGUUCCGCACGAGGAUCUACCACUGCAACAUCAACAGUCAGGGGGUGAUCUGCCUGGACAUCCUGAAGGACAACUGGAGUCCCGCCCUCACCAUCUCCAAGGUCCUACUGUCCAUCUGCUCCCUGCUCACUGACUGCAACCCUGCCGACCCUCUGGUGGGAAGCAUCGCCACACAGUACCUGACCAACAGAGCGGAGCACGACCGGAUAGCCAAACAGUGGACCAAACGCUACGCCACAUAGACCAGCACCCCGCCCUCCAGGACCCCUCACACACACACACACACACACACACACACACACACCUCCUCCGAAAUCUAUGGAAGCACACCCGCUCCUGUCACCCACCCCUCCUCUCCCCUCUCCCCUCCCCCCACCCCAAAACCCAGAGAAAUGAACUGUUAUUUGUUCCAUGCUGACUUGAAAAGCUUCUUUUUUAUACAAAGAGUCUAUUGGGAUUGUAUUUUCCAAUACACUGAAUGUUGAUAUGGUCAUGAAAAGCUUUAAUACUGUUACUGUUCUCGUCGUCCUCGUUCUUAUUGUUAUUGCAUUGUUUAUAACAUUGUCGCCACCCUCGUCAUCUUGUACUAUUCCCGUUCCAUGUGAUGGUUUCAUGUAAAAUGAUCAUACCGAGUGAGUGCAUUUAGUUUUGUUUGUUUUUCUUUUCAGUGGUUUUCUACAGCUAAUGGUCAAUAUUAGUGCAUGGCAUCGGGAUAUGUGUUCAGACAGCGGACAUGUAGUCAUGUAGUGUAUUAUUUCUGGCAUGGAGUGAUCCCAUCACCGUGUAUGACGAUAGUGGUAGUUUGCUGUACAUUUAAUGCCUUGUGAGAAUACAUACUCAUCGAAUACUCAAUUAAACACUGGCUGUAAUGUGACGGA
This is a messenger RNA of Cyclopterus lumpus (lumpfish), 1470 nucleotides long. RefSeq names its product ubiquitin-conjugating enzyme E2 E2-like. The coding region runs from base 214 to 834 and encodes 206 amino acids. Gene Ontology annotation, molecular function: ubiquitin conjugating enzyme activity. The record is from RefSeq and is a predicted model, not a curated record. Gene Ontology annotation, cellular component: nucleus. Lineage: Eukaryota; Metazoa; Chordata; Actinopteri; Perciformes; Cyclopteridae. The transcript is spliced from 6 exons. Gene Ontology annotation, biological process: protein polyubiquitination.